CCUCGUCUUGGCAUCUUCCCAGCCCUCGCCCACGAGCGCGACCUCCAUGCUUGCCCACUCACGAGCGUGACAGGCGGGCUCCACGUCGGCGCGGCAACGCGAGUGCGGCACAGGUCCCACAUGUCAUCUUAACAGGCCACCUAGAGCCUCCUCGGGAACUCCACUCGCCUAUAGGCCUGGGCAAAGGCGCCCCCCUUGCGCGCCGACGCGCACAACUGGAAAAGCAGCCUCGAAAAGCCAAAAAGAGGCACGCAGCCGCAUGGCCGGCGACGGCGAGGGGGCCGCCGCCUUUGCGGCGGCGAAGGCGGAGUGGCUCGACGGGUCUGGUGGCCUGCCGCUGCUGCGGUGGUGGCGCGCGUCGGGCGGCGGCGAGCUGCUGGGGCGCUGGGACGCGGUGCGCGCCGGGGCCGUGGCGCCGGCGCUCGCGGCGGUGUCGGGCGCGUGCCUCGCCAUGUCGGCGAUGCUGCUCGCGGAGGCCGUGUUCAUGGCCGCCGCCAGCCUCGUGCGGCGGCGUCCCGAGCGGCGGUACAGCGCGGGCCCGCUCGGCGCCCAGGACGGCGAGGACGAGGAGCGCGGCCUCCUCGGCUACCCCAUGGUGCUCGUCCAAAUCCCCAUGUACAACGAGAGGGAGGUGUACAAGCUUUCGAUCGGAGCAGCGUGUGGGCUGUCGUGGCCGUCGGAUAGGGUCAUCGUACAGGUUCUAGACGAUUCCACGGAUCCAACGAUCAAGGAUCUGGUGGAGCUGGAAUGCAAAAUUUGGGCUAAGAAAGGCAAGAACGUAAAAUAUGAGGUCAGAAACAAUCGAGAAGGAUACAAGGCUGGUGCACUGAAAGAGGGGAUGCUGCAUGCUUAUGUCCAACAGUGUGAUUUCCUCGCUGUAUUUGAUGCCGAUUUCCAACCGGAACCUGACUUCCUCAUGAGAACCAUCCCAUAUCUCGCACGUAAUCCACAAAUUGCUCUUGUUCAAGCACGCUGGGAGUUCGUUAAUCCCAAUGAAUGCCUGAUGACAAGGAUACAAAAGAUGACACUAGAUUAUCACUUUAAAGUAGAGCAGGAGGCAGGUUCAUCUACAUUUGCCUUCUUUGGUUUUAAUGGAACUGCUGGGGUAUGGAGAAUUUCUGCCAUCAAGGAAGCUGGGGGCUGGGAUGAUCGAACCACAGUUGAAGACAUGGAUUUGGCAGUCAGAGCAGGCUUGAAAGGAUGGAAAUUUGUCUAUGUUGGCGAUGUCAAGGUAAAAAGUGAACUGCCAAGCAAUCUGAAGGCAUAUCGCCGUCAACAACACCGUUGGACAUGUGGGGCAGCAAAUUUAUUCCGAAAGAUGGGAGCAGAGAUAUUGCUUACUAAGGAGGUGUCACUUUGGUGGAAGCUUUAUUUGCUAUACAGCUUCUUCUUGGUGAGGAAGGUUGUUGCUCAUGUGGUACCUUUCGUGCUCUACUGUGUAGUGAUCCCAUUUUCGGUGCUAAUUCCUGAGAUCAAAAUUCCUGCUUGGGGGGUGGUUUAUAUUCCUACAGCAAUAACCGUUCUAUACGCCGUCCGAAAUCCAAGUUCUAUCCACUUCAUACCAUUCUGGAUCCUCUUUGAGAAUGUCAUGUCUUUUCACCGAACAAAGGCAACGUUCAUCGGUUUGCUGGAGUUGGGAAGUGUAAACGAGUGGGUGGUCACAGAGAAGCUUGGCAGUGCAAGCAAUACAAAGCCCGUGCCUCAGAUACUCGAAAGGCCUCGCUGCAGGUUUUGGGACAGAUGGACCGUGUCAGAACUUCUGUUUGCUGUGUUCCUUUUCGUUUGUGCGACCUACAACUUGGUCUAUGGAAGCGACUUCUAUUUCAUCUACAUAUAUCUGCAGGCUAUAACAUUUAUCAUUGUUGGCACUGGUUUCUGCGGAACCUCUAACUCAUAGCAGCCAUAACAACUGAUCCAACCACAGGAACUGUAUCUUCACUGUAGGCAUGAUGUAACAACCUUGUCUUCUAGGGAAUAUUUUCUAUGUAAUAACCUCAUUCCUUUCGCUGUGAAUAGCAUCAGGCGAAGCGCAGCUGCCUUUUAGAAACAGGUUGGCGGAAAUCUAAAACGUCAUUUCUGUGUAACAACGUUCCACUGUUAUUGUACUUUUGCUUUUACAUUUACCGGGAUUGUGCUAUCAGCACAAUUUGGGAAUACAAUCACAUUGUACCGUUAAACAGGUUAUUGGACAGAACAUGAUUUUUCGGGUAGCGUCGGUUUGGAAUAUGAUCGUUGUGCCUAUAUGUGUUUCUCUGUGAGCAACUUGUAUCUCCUGUCGUUGCUUAUUCCUGAUAAUAAUUUUAGGGCUUGCUUGGCUAACAACAUGAUAGUAAUAGACUCUACUUGUCAAUCCCAUAUGUGAGCUUAUUGGGGUUCAUUGAACCCCUUUCGCAUGCACAUACUUCCCGGUUCACAAAUAUAAGGUUGUCUAUAUUGAAAUAUCCAAAACAUCUUAUAUUUGUGAAUGGAGGGAGUACAUAAAUUUCUCAUGUAUUUUACUAGUUCCUGUAAAUUCCCCAUGAACUGUGCAGGAAAGUCCAUUUUUCAUCUCUCAAUUAGUAUCGAAUUCAAUAUUUGACUCUCAACUCUAUAGCAGAUAUUCUUGAUCCCGUGUAGAAACCAUCUAUGUUUGGUCUCUUACUCCAUUAAAACCGUUUUAAAUGAUGAAUAGGUGGCAAUUUUGCACACUGGCUGUACAGUGGGCACAAAGAGUUAAAAAAAAACAGGAAAACAGGAGAGAAAAAACAAAUAUUUGGUGAUCAAAUAGAUCAAAUAUUUGAUGAUAUUUUUUCAAAGCUGAACUAAUUUAAAGAAAAUUG
Messenger RNA from Triticum aestivum (bread wheat), 2819 nucleotides. Its product is annotated as probable glucomannan 4-beta-mannosyltransferase 3. Gene Ontology annotation, cellular component: Golgi apparatus. The transcript is spliced from 9 exons. Gene Ontology annotation, molecular function: mannan synthase activity. NCBI's taxonomy places the organism in Eukaryota, Viridiplantae, Streptophyta, Magnoliopsida, Poales, Poaceae. The record is from RefSeq and is a predicted model, not a curated record. Bases 260 to 1897 code for a protein of 545 amino acids.